AUGCUGUUACUGCAUUUGGUAGCACUGGCCACCACAACUGCCGGAUAUGUGGUCACUACCAUGGUCAAUCAGAAGGCCACUUGCUAUCUUUACCCGGAGUCCUUGAGAAACGACGGCCAGUCCGUCGACGACGCGCCCUCAAUUCACCAGGCCUUCGCGACCUGCGGCCAGAAUGGCGAUGUCAUUUUCACGAACGGAGUUUUCAACAUUCAGUCAGUCAUGAAUACAACUAACCUGGCCAACUGCGACGUCUUGCUACAAGGAGAGCUCCGUUUCUCAACCGAUAUCGCCUACUGGCUUUCUCACUCCUACGACGUCGUCUUCCAGAACCAGUCUACCGCUUGGUUGUUUGGAGGCGAGAAUGUCACCUUCCGCGCUGAUGGCGGUUGGUAUAAUGGCCAGGGCCAAGCAUGGUACACUCAAAAUGAGAACCACAGCAACCAGCCAGGUCGCCCUAUCAGCAUCACGUUCUUUGAAUCGAAGAAUUUGCUGGUCGAUGGACUUCGCAUCAUACAACCACAGUUCUGGGCCACUUUCGUCACAUACAGUCAGAAUGUCUCUAUCACAAAUUUCUAUGUCAAUGCGACUAGCAACGACCAGUGGGGAACGGUCAAUACCGAUGGCUAUGAUUCGUGGAACAGCGAUAUGCUUCUCGUGGAGAAUGCAGUCGUGCAAAAUGGUGAUGACUGCAUUGCCGCAAAGGGCAACACGACGAAUCUGCAUGUGAAAAAUGUCACUUGCUACGACAACUUCGGCAUGACGAUUGGAUCUGUCGGCCAGUACCCAAAUAUGCCCGACUACGUGGAAAACGUCACAUUCGAAGACGUCACCUGUAUCAAUUGCAUGGAAGGCGCGUUCAUCAAGACCUGGCAAGGCAUAACAAACGAUGAUAACCUCAACGGCGACUCGGGCGGCGGAGGCAGCGGGGUAGUCAAGAACGUAACAUAUCGCAAUUUCGACAUGACAAACGUUGCUCUCCCGAUCCAGAUCUCACAGUGCAUCUACACCGAGGCCGAUGGCAAAUACUGCAACACGUCCAAGAUGGCCAUUUCGGAUAUAACAUGGUCAAAUAUCAAAGCCACGACGAGGUACAACGUCGGUGCAUCGAUCUAUUGCUCCGAUGUACACCCGUGUCCGGGUAUCAAGUUCGAAAACGUGCAGCUGGAGUCGGUAAAUCACACGCUCGGAUUGCCGAUGUGGGGGACCACCUUGCAGGACGAAGUUUAUCAGUGCAAGAACAUGGUGGGCCAGGACACAUCCGGUGUCCCUUGCAACCGUGUUGCGCCAAGUAACUACGGUCAAGUUGUGACCUCCAACAUCAAGGAGUGA
Molecule: messenger RNA, 1329 nt
Organism: Penicillium brevicompactum
Lineage: Eukaryota; Fungi; Ascomycota; Eurotiomycetes; Eurotiales; Aspergillaceae
Exons: 1
Coding region: 1-1329 (442 amino acids)
Biological process (GO): carbohydrate metabolic process
Molecular function (GO): polygalacturonase activity
Source: RefSeq, a predicted model, not a curated record